CCACAACCCGAGUCUCCGGGGACGGAGAGACGAACCCGCCGUUUUCACUGUCACUGGCAACCCAGGAGCAGAAAGACCGGCAACUACUUGGUCCCUGACAGACACAUCUCGAGCGCAGACAGUUUACCAGAGGGAACAGUGCACAUUUUUGCACCGCUCGCUCUUCGAAUUAUCUCAGGCGAGGGAGGAGGCAGAAAUCAUGGACGACGCCGGCCUGGUGAUCGCCGCCGCGUUGACAGGCGGAAUCUUCGUCGUGUUGCUCGUCCUGCUCGUCGUCGUCCUUGUCCGGAGGCGGUGGCUGGACCGCGAGGGCGUGGCGUCCGGCCGCGGCUUCGUCCUGUUCGGCGUCUGUUGCCAGGACGGCACCCAGGGCCGGUUCGUCCGGACGUCGUCCCUGGCCAGGAGCCGGCAACGGGCGGCGCGCGGCGGCGAGGAGGCGGAUGACGAGCCGGACGAGGGCGAGCUCGAGAGGUGGAAGAAGAUGUUCGGUGGGCCCACUAGGUGCCUGUCCACGAUAGAGGAGGCCACGGAGAAGGGCACGUCGACGGUGGCAACGCCGGCGUUCUGCUCGCCGGCCGCGUCGCCCGACCGAAGAGACGCCAGGGCUGUGCAGACGGCGUCUGCCGGCGUGCUCAAAAGUUGAGACUUGCUUAUCUUGCUCUUGUAAUUCGUGAUGUGCAGUAGUACUACACAAGGAAAUACUCCCUCCAUUUCUAAAUAUAAGUCUUUUAGAGAUUUCACUAUCGACUA
Messenger RNA from Triticum dicoccoides, 750 nucleotides. RefSeq lists its product as uncharacterized. Lineage: Eukaryota; Viridiplantae; Streptophyta; Magnoliopsida; Poales; Poaceae. The record is from RefSeq and is a predicted model, not a curated record. The transcript has a single exon. Bases 200 to 643 code for a protein of 147 amino acids.